This is a messenger RNA of Urocitellus parryii (Arctic ground squirrel), 3908 nucleotides long. It is a transcript of the gene Adam9, whose product is annotated as ADAM metallopeptidase domain 9. Gene Ontology annotation, biological process: cell-cell adhesion mediated by integrin; transforming growth factor beta receptor signaling pathway; membrane protein ectodomain proteolysis. Gene Ontology annotation, cellular component: plasma membrane. The record is from RefSeq and is a predicted model, not a curated record. Gene Ontology annotation, molecular function: integrin binding; metalloendopeptidase activity. Lineage: Eukaryota; Metazoa; Chordata; Mammalia; Rodentia; Sciuridae.
UCGGGAGCGAGCUCGGACCAGGGGCUGAGUUGCGUCAGUGCCGCGCGCGUGCACGUCCCUGGGCGCGCGUACCCUGGCCAACCCUGGGGCCCCGGCAGGGUUGCAAAAUGAUGGAAGAGGCGGAGGCAGAGGCGACCGAGUGUUGAGUGGAACCUGCAGAUUCUUUCGAGAUGGGUUCGGGCGCGGGCUCGCCCUCUGGGACCCUCCGUUUCCAGUGGUUGCUGUUGUUUGGCCUAGUGGGCCCAGUUUUCGGUGGGGAGCGGCCAGGCUUUCGACAGACCUCACAUCUUUCUUCUUAUGAAAUUAUAACUCCUUGGAGAUUAACUAGAGAACGAAGAGAAGCUCCUAGGCCCUAUUCAAAACAGGUAUCUUACGUCAUUCAGACUCAAGGAAAAGAGCACAUUAUUCACUUGGAAAGGAACACAGACCUUUUGCCUAAAGAUUUUGUAGUUUAUUCCUACAAUGAGGAAGGGACUCUGAUCUCUGACUAUCCCAAUGUACAGAAUCAUUGUCAUUAUCGGGGCUAUGUGGAGGGAGUUUAUAAGUCAUCCGUUGCUCUUAGUGACUGUUUUGGACUCAGAGGAUUGCUACAUUUAGAGAAUGCCAGUUAUGGGAUUGAACCCCUGCACAACAGCUCUCGCUUUGAGCACAUGUUAUAUCGAAUGGAUGAUGUCCACAAAGAGCCUCUGAAAUGUGGAGUUUCUAACAAGGAUAUAGAGGAGGAAACCACAGAGGAUAGAGAGGAAGAUCAUCCCAGCAUGACUCAGCUGCUUCGAAGAAGGAGAGCUGUCCUGCCACAGACCCGAUAUGUGGAGCUGUUCAUUGUUGUAGACAAAGAAAGGUAUGACAUGAUGGGGAAAAAUCAGACUGCUGUGAGAGAAGAGAUGAUUCGUUUAGCAAACUACUUGGAUAGUAUGUAUAUUAUGUUAAAUAUUCGAAUUGUGUUAGUUGGACUGGAGAUUUGGACAAAUGGAAACUUGAUUAAUAUAAUUGGAGGAGCUGGUGAUGUGUUGGGGAACUUUGUACAGUGGCGGGAAAAGUUUCUUAUAACACGUCGGAGACAUGACAGUGCACAGUUAGUGCUAAAGAAAGGAUUUGGUGGGACUGCAGGAAUGGCAUUUGUGGGAACAGUGUGUUCAAGGAGCCACGCGGGCGGGAUUAAUGUGUUUGGGCAAAUUACUGUGGAGACCUUUGCAUCCAUUGUUGCUCAUGAGUUGGGUCAUAACCUUGGAAUGAAUCAUGAUGACGGGAGAGAUUGUUUCUGUGGAGCUAAGAGCUGCAUCAUGAACUCAGGGGCCUCAGGUUCAAGAAACUUUAGCAGUUGCAGUGCAGAAGACUUUGAAAAGUUAACUCUAAAUAAAGGAGGAAACUGCCUUCUUAAUAUUCCAAAGCCUGAUGAAGCCUAUAGCGCACCCUUCUGUGGUAAUAAAUUGGUGGACCCUGGGGAAGAAUGUGACUGUGGUACUCCAAAGGAAUGUGAGUUGGACCCUUGUUGUGAAGGAAGUACAUGUAAACUUAAAUCAUUUGCUGAAUGUGCUUAUGGUGACUGUUGUAAAGACUGCCGGUUCCUUCCAGRAGGUUCUUUAUGCCGAGGAAAAACCAAUGAAUGUGAUGUUCCAGAGUAUUGCAAUGGUUCUUCUCAGUUCUGUCAGCCCGAUGUUUUUAUUCAGAAUGGAUUUCCUUGCCAGAAUAACAAAGCCUAUUGUUACAAUGGCAUGUGCCAAUAUUAUGAUGCGCAGUGUCAAGUCAUCUUUGGUUCAAAAGCCAAGGCUGCCCCAAGAGAUUGCUUCAUUGAAGUGAAUUCUAAAGGUGACAGAUUUGGCAAUUGUGGUUUCUCUGGCAAUGAGUACAAGAAGUGUGCCACUGGAAAUGCUUUGUGUGGAAAGCUUCAGUGUGAGAAUGUACAAGAGAUGCCUGUAUUUGGAAUUGUGCCUGCCAUUAUUCAAACACCUAGUCGAGGCACCAAAUGUUGGGGCGUGGAUUUCCAGUUAGGAUCAGAUGUUCCAGAUCCAGGGAUGGUGAAUGAAGGCACAAAAUGUGAUACUGGAAAGAUCUGUAGGAACUUCCAAUGUGUAAAUGCUUCUGUUCUGAAUUAUGACUGUGAUGUUCAGGAAAAGUGUCAUGGACAUGGGGUAUGUAAUAGCAAUAAGAAUUGUCACUGUGAAGAUGGCUGGGCUCCCCCAAAUUGUGAGACUAGCGGAUACGGAGGAAGCGUGGACAGUGGACCUACGUACAAUGGAAGGAACACUGCACUGAGGGAUGGACUUCUGGUGUUCUUCUUCCUAGUUGUUCCCCUUAUUGCCCUUGCCACUUUUCUCUUCAUCAAGAGAGAUGAAUUACGGAAAACCUACUUCAGAAAGAAGAGAUCACAAACAUAUGAAUCAGAUGGCAAAAACCAAGCAAGUGUUUCUAGACAGCCAGUGAGUGCUCCUCGUCAUGUUUCUCCAGCAACGACUCCUAGAGAUGUUCCAAUACAUGCAAACAGAUUUCCAGUACCAACUUAUGCGGUCAAGCAGCCUCAGCAGUUUCCGUCAAGGCCACCUCCACCACAACCUAAAGUAUCAUCUCAGGGAAAUUUAAUUCCUGCUCGUCCUGCUCCUGCACCUCCUUUAUAUAGUUCCCUCACUUGAUUUUAUAUCCUUCUUUUUGCAAAUGUCUUCAGGGAAGUGAGCUGAUACUUUUCUUUUCCUGACAUUUUCUUGAAAAGCCUUUCUUCCUUUUGCAACUAUGAAUGAAAACAAAAUACCACAAAACAAACUUUACUAACACAGAAAACCAGAAAUGGAGCGGGGAGUUGAGAAAUACAAGGAAAUGCAGUUAAGCCAGGGAAUUUAGAGUAACGUUUCCAUUGCCAUCACUGAAUGCGUCUUAUCUGAUCAUCUAUGAUGUUAAUGCACUUAACAUGAAUCAUGUUAUUUUGUACAUGUCAUUACAGUGAUUCUCAAAUUCACUGUAUUGUUGUAAGAUUUGUCAUUAUUUGCUUAAAUGUAAUCUUGAAUUUUUGACCUUAGUUAUCAUUAAUGUAGCUUUUGGUGAAACAUGUGGUAAUCUAAUACCUAGGACAAUUGACUAAUUAGCUGCCAAUAUUAUCUAAUACUUUCAUCUUGCACGGAUUAAUAAUGAUAGUAUACUAGAAUUUUGUCUCUCAUUCACUACAUGAAUAAAUAUUCUGUCUUCAGAAUGCACACGAGCCACAAUUAAGAUAUUAUAUUAUUUUGAAAGUACAAACUAUGCUAAAAGAAUGUGUGUAUUCACACUCAAUUAUUAGCUUCCCUUUUUAUGAUUGUCAACUAAAAUGACUAUUAGAAAAAUUAAUUUAAUAUUAGAAUUUCUAUUAUGCAUCAUGUUAAAGCACGGCAUCCUUUCACAGUAGCAUUAUUUUAAAUUAUAAGCUUUAAGGUACGAGGUAUUUAAUAGAUCUAAUCAGAUAUUCUGUUGACUCAUGGCUAUAAUAAAGCAGGAGCAAUUAUAAUAUGUUCAAUCAGUUGAGCUAUUGUAAAACCACUUGAGAAUUUCAUGAGCACUUUAAGUAUAAAAUCUGAAUUUUCAAAGCUUGAUAUUAAAUCAUUUAGAAUGUUUACAUUUACUAUGGUGUGCUAGAUCCUAUCUCUUUUGACUCUAAUAUUUUCAUAAAAAUUAGACUGAGAAAGGAAGAAAAGGUUUUCUUGGAUAAGUACUAAACUUAAUGUGGUAUCUGUGAGUUAUUAGCUGUGUUAAAAAUGAAUUUUUCUAUGGAAGAAAUGGUAUGGACAACAAAAUUUUAAAAACUUAAAAUUUUUUCAUAACCUUUCAUAAUAAAGUUUAAUAGGUUUAUUAACUGAAUUUCAUUAGUUUUUAAAAUUUUUUUGUUUGUGUAUAUAUACAUAUGGAAAUAUAACAUUUACAAUAAAUAAAAUACUUGAAAAUCU